Cajanus cajan (pigeon pea) is the source of this 1185-nucleotide messenger RNA. RefSeq names its product oxygen-evolving enhancer protein 2, chloroplastic. Gene Ontology annotation, cellular component: photosystem II oxygen evolving complex; photosystem II; extrinsic component of membrane. Gene Ontology annotation, biological process: photosynthesis. Lineage: Eukaryota; Viridiplantae; Streptophyta; Magnoliopsida; Fabales; Fabaceae. Gene Ontology annotation, molecular function: calcium ion binding. The record is from RefSeq and is a predicted model, not a curated record.
AAUCCAAACCCACAUCCUCAGUGACACAUAACUAAACUCUAACUCUCAUUUUACUCCCAGAGAUUAGUGAGACAACAGAAUGGCUUCUACUCAAUGCUUCUUGCACCACCAUGCCCUUACCAGUACCACCCCUGCCAGAUCCCCUUCACCACGCAUCAUGGUCAACACCAAGCCUAACCACCUUGUCUGCAAGGCCCACAAGCAGUCAACGGCCCAAGAGGAUGAUCUCGGCCCAAUCUCUCGCCGCUUGGCUCUAACUGUGCUCAUUGGUGCUGCUGCUGUUGCCUCCAAAGUCUCACCUGCAGAUGCUGCUUAUGGGGAGGCUGCCAAUGUGUUUGGAAAGCCGAAGACUAACACAGACUUCCUACCAUACAAUGGAGAUGGGUUCAAACUAUCGAUUCCCUCAAAGUGGAACCCAAGCAAAGAGGUUGAGUACGCAGGUCAGGUUCUUAGAUUUGAGGAUAACUUUGAUUCAACCAGCAAUGUCGUUGUAACAGUGAAUCCAACUGAUAAGAAGUCCAUUACUGACUACGGUUCACCCGAAGAGUUCCUCUCUAAGGUGGAUUACUUGCUAGGAAAACAGGCCUUCUUUGGCGAAACUCAAGCCGAGGGUGGUUUUGAUGCAAAUGCGGUGGCCACAGCCAACAUCUUGGAGACUGCAACACCAGUGAUUGAUGGAAAACAGUACUAUGUUUUGUCUGUGUUGACAAGGACUGCUGAUGGAGAUGAAGGUGGCAAGCACCAACUAAUUAGAGCAACUGUAAAAGAUGGAAAACUUUUCAUUUGCAAGGCUCAAGCUGGAGACAAGAGGUGGUUUAAGGGAGCAAGAAGAUUUGUGGAGAGCACUGCAAGUUCUUUCAGUGUUGCUUAAAAACUUCAAUAGCAGGUUAUAUGUGCUAUGUGUAAAUCAACUUCAGUGCUAUCUGUGUUUUGAGUAUUCUAACCACCCUUUUGUGCACGAGUUUCAUAAUUUAAGGGACAUGGUUGGAUUAAGUAUCUGAAUACUUAAUAUUCCUGGCUUUGUAAAGACAGCCACGCAUCUCCUUUUCUUUCUCUGGUUAAGCUUUUUAAGUUGCCUUCACUAAGCUGCUACAAGCCAUUUAUGGGCAUUAUGCUUGAUAGAGGGCUCAAGGAGUGUGUAUGUUCAUAAGAUGGCUUAACUUUUAUUGAAGAAAAUUAUCUCAA